Molecule: messenger RNA, 3810 nt
Organism: Leptonychotes weddellii (Weddell seal)
Lineage: Eukaryota; Metazoa; Chordata; Mammalia; Carnivora; Phocidae
Source: RefSeq, a predicted model, not a curated record
UGCGGCUGGGGUGAUAAGGCCCACGAGGUGGCCAUUGACAGGGGCGGCCGGGAAAUCACUGGUGAUUUCCUGACCAAUAUUUCUCCCGUUUGGUGGAGUUGGAAGCCGCAUUAAAGUAAAAGUCGUGAGUGGGAGGUGAGGACUCAGCCACAGGGCAGCGCAAACAGCUCUUGUUGAAAGUGGCCUUGAAGGGGAAGCCAAAGAUAGGACUGUCCUGGAGGUGGAGUCAAAGAAGUUUCCUUUCUUUUUUAAAGCAAGAAACUAGAAUGUGUUUAGUGCUUAAAGGAAGGAACCAGCCAAAGGAGAGUGAAGAAAAAGUAGAAUGCAUAAUUAUCCCCUCUCCAGGGGACAUUCUGGAGCAAAGUUCCUGAGGAGGUGGAAGGGCGAGCCACCUGAGCUGAGGAGUUACCUUUACAGGCGAGGAGGUAUGGCUCUGCCCCGGCCGGAGGGAGGAGAAGGGGACUGUGGACUAGAAGGUUCCAUGGAGGGAACGGGAGCGAGGUGACGUCUGCAGGCUCGGUUUUUCUCUGAAGUCCCAGCGGGGAGGGGUGGUCCUGCCCGAGGUUUAAAGGUGCCUAAAGCACGGCCCGCUCCGUACUAGGCCCUUGAAAGACAUUGCCGUGAUCUCUCAUCUUCACUGCUGUUCAGCGAGCAAUCUGAAGACCUGCCGCACGUAAAGGAAAGACCUAGGCCGCGCGCCCUGGGCGUCAUGGUCCACCUGCAGGCCUCUGAAGUGCAGCAGCUGCUCCACAACAAGUUCGUGGUCAUCCUGGGAGACUCGGUCCAGAGGGCCGUGUACAAGGACCUGGUGCUCCUGCUGCAGAAGGACUGCCUCCUCACUACCAACCAGCUCAAGGCCAAGGGGGAGGAGACCUUCGAAAAGGACGAGCUGGUGGACGGAGGCCAGAUGGGCCCCAUGCACAAUGGCAUCCAGUACCGGGAGGUCCGCCAGUUCUGCGACGACCACCACCUGGUGCGCUUCUACUUCCUCACGCGCGUGUACUCCCCCUACCUGGAGGCCAUCCUGCAAGAGCUGCAGUCCAGCGAGCACGGCCUCCCGGAUGUGAUCAUCAUGAACUCCUGCCUCUGGGACCUCUCCAGGUACGGCCCGGGCUCCUGGUGGAGCUACCUGAAGAACCUGGAGAGCGUGUUCGGGCUCCUGGGCCAGGUGCUGCCCGAGUCGUGCCUCCUGGUGUGGAACACAGCCAUGCCCGUGGGCAAGCAGAUCACCGCGGGCUUCCUGCAGCACAAGCAGCAGCCCGGGGAUGACUCCCUGAGAGCCCGAGUCAUCGAAGCCAACUUCUACAGCUCUACCGAGGCGAAGAAACACGGCUUCGACGUGCUGGACUUGCACUUCCACUUCCGCCACGCGGAGCAGCACCUGCAGCGCGACGGCGUGCACUGGGACGAGCGCGCGCACCGCCACCUCUCGCAGCUGCUGCUGGCGCACGUGGCGGACGCCUGGGGCGUGGAGCUGCCGCGGCGCGCCCGCGUGGCCACGUGGAUCAGGGAAGGACCCGGCGCGGCAGGUGAGAGGCCGCGGCAGCCCAACAGAGACCCGCGGGCCUGGCCGCCUCCCAGGGGCAGCCCCCUCCUCCCGAGUCCCCCUCUGCCCCCGCCCCCGCCUCCCCGCCUGCCCUUGCCCCCACAUCCUCGUCCCUUUCCUUUUCAGCAGGUGAUGCCGCGGGUCCUGUUCUGUCCCCAAGAUACGUAUUUUUCCUCAGACCAGCCUUCCCAGUCGGAUCAGUUCUCCUCCAACUAUUUCUAUUCAGAUGUCCCCUCCCCUACCCAGACAGGAUUUGCCUCCGAAGAUGACUUUAUGAUUGACCCUCAGCCAUCCGUGCUCCCUUUCGCCAUGCCCCAUCUGCGGCGAGCCCCGGUGGUCCAUAGGGGUUUCCCCCGGCACUCACCUCGCGGCCCCUACGGGCCCUGGGGCCGGCGGCCGAGAUCUCCCAGGAGACCGGCCCAUUCCCGCCCACAGCCAAGGCCUCAAUAGACCCUCCUCCUGUUCAUGGACUGGACAGAUCCUCUGACUCUCCCGAAACCGACUGACCUUGUUAACUUAAGCCUUUGAUCCGUGCUUGGACUUCUUUUCGGUCACUGCUGUCACCGAUAAUGGCAGGGAAGGGCAAUCCCCUCCAUUUUUGUCGGCUCUGGCCUCUUCCUCUAUUCUCUGGGGGUGACCAAGCAUUUUUCCCGCCUCCCCACCCCCUAUCCUGUCUGUCUUUUUUGUAAACAGAAAAUGGAAAUAAAGAAGUUGUUUCAGGAAAGUAGUUGUGGGGUUUGGGUGUGUCUAUAUUUAAUGGUGCCUCUCCCUUCCAUGAAGAAGACAAAGCAAGGACAGUAUCUGCUGACCGUUUAUGGCAUCUACUUGAUAAACCACUCGAAGUGGAAUUUGGCUAACAUCGUUCUGAAGUUCUCCAUAAGAUGGACCUGAGUCCUUACCAAUAAACAGAAGAGCUUUAACUUUUUGUGAUCCUAUUUUCCAGAGAUUCUCAAAGAGUCAUCGAAUUUUAAAACUGGGAAAGCUAAAUAAAUAAUAUUUAACUGACACAAACAAGGCAACAAGCUAAGAGAGGUGAGUGACUUGUCCUAGGUCACACACAAAAAUCCCUCUUCCACUAGUCUUUCCUAGUUUUCCUAGUUUCUGACUAACAUGAACUUUCAAACCAGGGGGACUGCUUGCUACCACAGCAAUGUCACACCAAGAAGGAGCGUUUACCAAACAUGGUCUCUCUAUGAAAAUGAUGGUGCAAACAGCUAUAGCUCCGUAACUCCAGAAGCUCACUGGUUAGAUGCACAAUGUAUGUAAAGUAGAGUGCACGGCAUGCUCGUGAUUUUGUGAUUUCUUGGAAUAGUCUUGAGUUUUGGACUUGAGAAAAUUAGAAAAAAGUAAGGUGCACUCAGUGAUGGUGUCUAUCACCAUUACAAAUGAAACUACUGGUCAGAAGGGACCACCCAGGGCACAGCUCUGACAGACGGCCAUGACCAUCUCUUUGCUGUUUUAUGGAAAUGUGAACAUCAGGAAGACUUUAUAUGCUAGGGUCUUUAUCACCCUAGACUCGUGAAAUGUUAAUACUUGUAUAAAAUCGUCGAAACAGGACCUGACUAAUGUCUGAAUGGUAGAUUAUUUCAUUGGAUUGAUUUAACUGGUUUGUAAGUCCUCAACUGGACCAUUCCUGAAGUUGACAGUAAGUGUCAGGAAAUGUUAUCCUGUAAAAAAAUGAAAGUCAUGAAAUCACAAAAAAAUAGAUGAGAUCAGCUCUCUAUAGGAGAAAUACACAGCAGCUUUUAAUCUACUAAAAAACCAUAAAAUUUGUGAAGAAUAAGACCGUCUUACUUAACUUUGUGUCUCAUAUCCUACUGCAAUGUAUAGCAUUUAGUACUGAAUAAUGUUUCUUGAAUGAAUCUGAGUGAAUGAAGAGUUCUUGGUGACACUGUGACCCAAGAAUCUGAGGAGAUACUAUAUAUACAUGGACAUUGAGUCAUUGUAGCAUAUCUAAAGGAAUAUUGCUGAAACAGCUGGAUGACAACCAUCAAGGACUCAAGAAAGGUGGUACCUGCAAGGCAGAAUUUGCCAGAACGUCCCAGCAAAAUCAGGAGAGGGAGCACCUGUCUAACUAACGUCAGUGUUCUAAUCCCAGGUAGGAGGUGAAUGCACCAGGCUGUGAGAUUUGGUAACAUCAGCCCUCAAGAUAAACCCGUUGCCUCAUUCUGACUUUACGCUUCCCAAGCAAGACAAAGCAGUGCUUAGGGGCUGAUCUGAGUAAGCAGACUCUAGUAUUUAUAUUUUCAUGAAUAAACCAAUAA